ACAAUGUUGGUUUUUAGAUAAUUCACUGUUCUGCUCAAUGAUAAGCGCUUAAAAUAUGAAUACAGCAACCACUAAAGACCUAAAUACCUCUAAAACCUAAGUUUCUUUUAAAAUUCGAAAAUAUUUUUCCACAAUGUCUCAACAUAGUGCUUUAUUGGGACUUAAAAGUGAAUAUUUAGAGAUAAAUGAAUAUAAUUUUACAUGGCCUGGAGAAAAUGGUACAUUUCAUGAUCUUGGUUCAAUAAAUUACACAAUGCCAGGACCAUGGUAUUGGCCUUGGUGUCCACUAUGGAAGGUUUCACAGCAUCCUCUAUUCCAGCUAUCCAAUAUGCUUUUCGUAGCAUCGUACUGCGCUCCAAGCACAAAAAAGGGUCAGCUGUGGAUGCAUACAAUCUUAAUUUUUGCUUUUAUGCUGAAUUCGAUCUGGGCCUGGCACGUCAUAUGUUCUCCGGACACGUUUUCCUGGAACUUCGGAUUCGUUUUCUUAAACUUGGGCCAAGUCGUUUAUCUGGUGUACCAGAUGAGACCUGUGAAGUUUGAUCCGGAGCUAGAGGAGGUCUAUCACACGCUUUUUGAACCGUUCAAGGUAUCAAGACUCCAGUUCAAGAGGAUGGUGUCUCCGGACUUCGCGCACGUAAUGUCACUGCACGCGGGUGAGGCCUACGCCAUGCAGAACCUCACUAAAACCGACCGUCUCGGAUUGCUGCUCUCAGGAAAGGUGAACGUGAUGAGCGGUCACCAGUUCCUGCAUCCGAUACUUCCUUGUGAGUUUCUUGAUUCACCAGAAUUCGAAUCAAGUCGAGCUACAAUUGAUGAAAAGUUUAAGGUGUCUAUUGUAGCAGCAUCAUCUUGCCGCUAUGUAUACUGGCAACGGACUUCACUGGAAUAUCUCUUUGUAAAAGAGCCUUACUUAGCUUGUGUUGUAACAACACUAAUAGCUCGGGAUAUAACAACCAAGUUGUAUGCGAUGAAUAAUAAAAUAGUAACAGAGAGAGGAUCACAUUUAGAUAUAAGACUGCCGAGCAUCUCGCACGCGCUGGCUAGGAGUCCGAGGAGAUUGCGUUCAGCCAAUAAACCCCCGCCGCCCACUACUGUACAACCGGUUCCGCCCGAAAAACGACCAAAUUGCUGGAACCGUGAGUCAGAGCACUUGAGCAAUCACAAGCGCAAUGGUGUAGCGGGCACUACGUAUGUUGAAGAGGAUGAGGAACUGAUUCCUCUGGCGGAGCACGAGGCUCCUGCCGCCUCCUCUGAUGAGUUGUCAAUCGCCGACAGUUGUCCUGACACGUCUUCCAAGUAUCACAGCUGCGAGGCUGUUGAAACUGAUGAUGAAUUACGACAUUGAUUUAAUAAAUAAAAAAAAAAUCAAUAUCUUAUAUUGUCGCCCCUUUCAUUCCCUUUGAAUACUAGAGAUAGCAAUAUUUUUUGUACAGAAGAUGGAAGUCCAUGGUAAGCUUGAGCUUUGCCGGAGUAAAAUGAAGGUUGGAUCCUGCGAUUUUGUUUC
This is a messenger RNA of Papilio machaon (common yellow swallowtail), 1504 nucleotides long. Its product is annotated as popeye domain-containing protein 3. Bases 134 to 1345 code for a protein of 403 amino acids. Lineage: Eukaryota; Metazoa; Arthropoda; Insecta; Lepidoptera; Papilionidae. Gene Ontology annotation, molecular function: cAMP binding. Gene Ontology annotation, cellular component: sarcolemma. The record is from RefSeq and is a predicted model, not a curated record. The transcript is spliced from 8 exons.